UGCCGUUUUCUUUUGCCGUCAAGCAAAUAAUUUCUCGUCUCUUCGUCUUGGCAAGUGUGCGGUUUUUUCGGUGUGCUUAGGCCCGACGUUAGUUGUCUAACCGCUCUACUGCAUCCUGUUGCCCAGCGAGCAGGAUCUAACGCCAGCGGACUAGCGACGGAUUGGAGGUCUGGGCAUGACUCUUUCCCCGAGCGAUAAUGAAUGAUUUCACCAGGCCCACUGCAUACUAUGGCCAGUCGUCGACGGUGUCCCGCAUGCAGCAGCAGUACUGGACCACCAAGCAGGCCUUCUUCCGCAAGAUUGGCCGCAAGGAGGACGACUGCAUCAUUGCCAGCGAUGCGGAGCUGGACGCCAAGCUGGAGCUGUUCGGAGCCAUCCAGGAUUCGUGCAGCAACCUGCUGAGGGUGCUCGAGGGCUACCAAGACCGCAUCCUCGCCCUGAGCCAGGAGGAGAAUGCGCUGGGCCGCUUCCUCAAGGAGUGCGGGAAGCAGGACAAGACCCGGGCGGGCAAGAUGAUGGGGGCCACGGGACGGACUAUGAGCCACUCGGCCCAGCAGAGGCUGACGCUGCGGCUGCCCCUGGUGCGGCUGUACCAGGAGGUGGAGACAUACCAGUGCCGGGCGGUGGCGGACACCCUAUGCACGGUGCGCAAGAUGGAGCGCUCCCGCACGGACUACCGGGGGGCCCUGCUCUGGAUGAAGGACAUCUCUCAGCAGCUGGACCCGGACACCUACAAGCAGCUCGAGAAGUUCCGCAAGGUGCAGGGUCACGUGAAGCGCACCAAGAUGCAGUUUGAGAAGCUGAAGCUGGACACGCUGCAGAAGGUGGACCUGCUGGCAGCGUCACGUUGCAACAUGUUCUCGCACGUGCUGGCCACGUACCAAGGCGCCUUGCUGGCCUUCUGGGAGAAGACCUCCUCGACCAUGACCAAUGUGGCCGAGAGCUUCAGGGGCUACCAGCACUACGACUUUGUGGUGGUCAAGGAGCUUCAAGAGCCCAGCAGGAGAUUGGCCCAGGAGAUGGGCAAUGGAGAGGACAAGGGGAGCAGAGAGGAUAACGACAGGAUGCUGCUGGCAGAGUCAGAAUACCGCGACGAGGAAGGCAAGCGGAGGCGCAAGAAGGCAAGCCCUGGUAGGGCUGGCCUUGACGACGUGCCUCUACUCAGCCUGGACACCACUCUGGACAGCACUCUGGGCAGCACUCUGGGCAGCACUCUGGGCAGCUCCCUAGAUGGUAACCGGGACGGCAACCGGGACGGUAGCCUGGACGGCAGCCUGGACGGCAACCUGGUCGGCAACCUGGUCACCAGUGGGCCUGUCUUGCCGGCCCCUGGCUCAGCAGACUGGGACCUGCUCUCGGCCGGCCCGUCUGAAGGGGACGACCUGGCUCUGCUCUCUGCGCUGUUGCUCUCUCCCGAGUCGCUCUGCGCCCUCUCGUCAGAGGAGGGCCUGGGCCGCCAGUGGCGGGCGGCCUUUGGGGAGCCCCUGGUGGACUCGCCCGCAGCUACCACCGCAGAUGCCCCCCCGGCCGACUUCCUUCCCUCGCAGCUGCUCGACCUCGAGGGCGCCGCCCUCACCGCAGGUGUGGAUGCGCCCAGCCUAGAGCCCCUGAAGCCAGCCCCCAAGCCGGCACCCGUCGACAAGCCGUUCAGAAAGGAGAAGAAGGACAUGUCAGCCUGGUUCAACUUGUUUGCCGACCUGGAUCCCCUGGCCAACCCAGACGCCAUUGGGAAGAAGCCUACCGAGGAAGACCGAAACUGCUGAACCCGUCGUCCCAGUGCAACGUGCCGGACACACGGUGGCUCGAAAAUUUUCCGGUGAUGUGCAUUAAAGGAGAAAUUCGGCGCUGAAUAAUUCUCCAUGUGUCACGUCCGGCUCUGA
Molecule: messenger RNA, 1880 nt
Organism: Ixodes scapularis (black-legged tick)
Lineage: Eukaryota; Metazoa; Arthropoda; Arachnida; Ixodida; Ixodidae
Gene: ICA69
Product: islet cell autoantigen 1
Exons: 11
Coding region: 198-1763 (521 amino acids)
Biological process (GO): regulation of transport
Cellular component (GO): Golgi apparatus
Molecular function (GO): protein domain specific binding
Source: RefSeq, a predicted model, not a curated record